AUGACUUUGUCCUUUCUUUCCUUCUUGCUUUCUUUCUUCAUUCCUUUCUUUCUUUCUUCUUUUUCUUUUUCGCAUCUUCUUUCUUUCCUUCUUGCUUUCUUUCUUUCUUCAUUCCUUUCUUUCUUUCUUUCUUCUUUCUUUCUUUCUUUCUUUCUUUCUUGCUUUCUUCAUUCCUUUCUUUCUUUCUUUCUUUUUUCUUUUUCGCAUCUUCUUUCUUUCCUUCUUGCUUUCUUUCUUUCUUCAUUCCUUUCUUUCUUUCUUCUUUCUUUCUUUCUUUCUUCAUUCCUUUCUUUCUUUCUUUCUUUUUUCUUUUUCGCAUCUUCUUUCUUUCUUUCUUUCUUCAUUCCUUUCUUUCUUUCUUUCUUCAUUCCUUUCUUUCUUUCUUCAUUCCUUUCUUUCUUUUUUCUUUUUCUUUUUCGCAUCUUCUUUCUUUCUUUCUUUCUUUCUUUCUUUCUUUCUUCAUUCCUUUCUUUCUUGCUUUCUUCAUUCCUUUCUUUCUUUCUUCUUUUUCUUUUUCGCAUCUUCUUUCUUUCCUUCUUUCUUUCUUUCUUUUCUUUCUUCAUUCCUUUCUUUCUUUUUUUUUCUUUCUUUCUUUCUUUUCUUUCUUUUUUUCUUGCUUUCUUCAUUCCUUUUCUUUCUUUCUUUCUUUUUUUUUUUUCGCAUCUUCUUUCUUUCCUUCUUGCUUUCUUUCUUUCUUCAUUCCUUUCUUUCUUUUUUUUUUCUUCAUUCUUUUCUUUUCUUUCUUCAUUCCUUUCUUUCUUUCUUUUUUCUUUUUCGCAUCUUCUUUCUUUCCUUCUUGCUUUCUUUCUUUCUUCAUUCCUUUCUUUCUUUCUUUCUUCUUUCUUUCUUUCUUUCUUUCUUUCUUGCUUUCUUCAUUCCUUUCUUUCUUUCUUUUUCGCAUCUUCUUUCUUUCCUUCUUGCUUUCUUUCUUUCUUCAUUCCUUUCUUUCUUUCUUUCUUCUUUCUUUCUUUCUUUCUUUCUUUCUUUCUUGCUUUCUUCAUUCCUUUCUUUCUUUCUUUCUUUUUCUUUUUCGCAUCUUCUUUCUUUCCUUCUUGCUUUCUUUCUUUCUUCAUUCCUUUCUUUCUUUCUUUCUUCUUUCUUUCUUUCUUUCUUUCUUUCUUGCUUUCUUCAUUCCUUUCUUUCUUUCUUUUUUCUUUUUCGCAUCUUUCACCAUUUGUAUGCCUUAGUUCUUUCUUUCCUUCUUGCUUUCUUUCUUUCUUCAUUCUUUUCUUUCUUUCUUUCUUUCUUUUUCUUUCUUUCUUUCUUUCUUUUUUUUUGCUUUCUUCAUUCCUUUCUUUUUUCUUUUUUUCUUUUUCGCAUCUUCUUUCUUUCCUUCUUGCUUUCUUUCUUUCUUCAUUUCCUUUCUUUCUUUUCUUCUUUCUUUCUUUCUUUCUUUUCUUUCUUUCUUUCUUUUCCUUUCUUUCUUUCUUUCUUUUUCUUUUUUCUUUGAUUUAUAUUUCUUUUCCUAGUUUCACCAUUUUCUUAGUUCUUUCUUUCCUUCUUGCUUUCUUUCUUUCUUUUUCCUUUUCUUUCUUUCUUUCUUCUUUCUUUCUUUCUUUCUUUCUUUCACCAUUUCCUUUCUUUCUUUCUUUCUUUUUUCUUUUCCAUCGUUUUAUUUAUAUUUCUUUUCUUUUCUUUUGUUCUUUUCUUUCUUUCUUCUUUUUCUUUUCUUUCUUCAUUCCUUUCUUUCUUUCUUUCUUUCUUUCUUUCUUUCUUUCUUGCUUUCUUCAUUUCUUUUUUUUUCUUUCUUUUUUUUUUUUUUCGCAUCUUGUUUCUUUCCUUCUUGCUUUCUUUCUUUCUUCAUUCCUUUCUUUCUUUCUUUCUUCUUUCUUUCUUUUUUCUUUUCUUUCUUUCUUGCUUUCUUCAUUCCUUUCUUUCUUUCUUUCUUUUUUUUCUUUUUUCGCAUCUUCUUUCUUUCCUUCUUGCUUUCUUUCUUUCUUCAUUCAUUUCUUUCUUUCUUUCUUCUUUCUUUCUUUCUUUCUUUCUUUUUUGCUUUCUUCAUUCCUUUCUUUCUUUCUUUUUUCUUUUUCGCAUCUUCUUUCUUUCCUUCUUGCUUUCUUUCUUUCUUCAUUCUUUUCUUUCUUUCUUUCUUCUUUCUUUCUUUCUUUCUUUCUUUCUUUCUUUUCUUUCUUUCUUUCUUUCUUUUUUUUUUUUUUCGCAUCGUUGAUUUAUAUUUCUUUUCCUAGUUUCCCAUUUUUUCACCAUUUGUAUGACUUUUCUUUCUUUCCUUUCUUUCUUUCUUUCUUCAUUCCUUUCUUUCUUUCUUUCUUUUCUUUCUUUCUUUCUUUUUUCAUAGAUCUUUCUUGCUUUCUUCAUUCCUUUCUUUCUUUCUUUUCUUUUUUUUUUCGCAUCUUCUUUCUUUCCUUCUUGCUUUCUUUCUUUCUUCAUUCCUUUCUUUCUUUCUUUCUUCUUUCUUUCUUUCUUUCUUUCUUGCUUUCUUCAUUCCUUUCUUUCUUUCUUUCUUUUUUCUUUUUCGCAUCUUCUUUCUUUCCUUCUUGCUUUCUUUCUUUCUUCAUUCCUUUCUUUCUUUCUUCUUUCUUUCUUUCUUUCUUUCUUUCUUUCUUUCUUGCUUUCUUCAUUCCUUUCUUUCUUUCUUUCUUUUUUCUUUUUCGCAUCAAAUAUUACCGCUUGAAUAAUUCCGUUAUUUUCCUUUUCUUUUCUUUCUUUUUUUUUCUUUCUUUCUUUGUUUCUCGCCCUUUCUUUUAUUCUUUCUUUCUUUCUUUCUUUCUUUCUUUCUUUCCUUCUUUCUUUCUUUCUUACCCUUUCUUUCUCUUUUUCUCUCCUUCCUCUUUGCCUUCCUCUCUCUUACUCUCUUACUCUCUUUCGCAUCCUUUAUGUUCUUCAUUCCACUUUCUUUACGCUUCCUCUCUCUUUACAUAUCAUCUUUCUUUAUUCUUUCAUUUCCCUUUUCUCACUCAUUCUUUUUACUACCUCUCUCUCUCUCUCUCUCUCUCUCUCUCUCUCUCUCUCUCUCUCUCUCUUUUUCAUUUUCUUUUUUUUCUUUUCACAAAUAAAUACACAUAUUUAGUCAUUUCUUCAUUUUUUCAUUUAUACCUUCAUUCUUUCAUUCAUUUAAUCUUUCAUUCUUUCAUCCAUUCAUUCUUUCAUUAUUUCAUCCAUUCUUUCAUUUUUUCAUUGAUUAUUUCAUUCGUUCAUUCAUUCAUUCAUUAUUUAAUCCAUUCAUUCUUUCAUUCUUUCAACCAACCUUUCAUUCAUUCAUUCAUUACUUUAUUCGUUCAUUCUUUCAUUCAUUCAUUCUUUCAUUCAUUCAUUCUUUCAUGUUUUCAUUCUUUCUUUCCUAUAUUUAUUCUCUACUCUUAUGUGGCAUUCCUCCUACGAAUCUGUUCUUUCCCUCAUACACAAACACCUACGUACACUUCAAAACAUUGA
Messenger RNA from Acanthosepion pharaonis, 3390 nucleotides. The record is from the annotation of a GenBank genome assembly. NCBI's taxonomy places the organism in Eukaryota, Metazoa, Mollusca, Cephalopoda, Sepiida, Sepiidae.